Paramecium tetraurelia is the source of this 723-nucleotide messenger RNA. RefSeq lists its product as uncharacterized. The record is from RefSeq and is a predicted model, not a curated record. The transcript has 2 exons. Gene Ontology annotation, cellular component: nucleus; cytoplasm. Lineage: Eukaryota; Ciliophora; Oligohymenophorea; Peniculida; Parameciidae.
AUGGAAGUAAAAUAAAAAGUUUUGUGUUUUCAUGGAUUUGGGACAAAUUCAGAACUCUUAUCAUAUCAGUUGAGAUAGUUCAAGAAAGAAUUUAAAGAUAUUGAUUUUAUUACACUUAAUGGACCUAUUCCAUUAAAUAGGAAUGUAAACAUUUCUAAAAUCCUAUAGGUAAUUAUGGAUGAAAGUAUAGCCAAAAUGUUGGAGAAUAAGAAUAUAUAUAGUUGGUUGAACUUUUUGUAAUUUAAAAACAAUGAUAUUGAUUCAAGUAAGCUUAAAUUAGCUAUCUUAGUAUUUUCUCCAGCAUUAGAAGAAGUAGUGAAAAUACUUAAGGAAUAAGGACCCUUUUUUGGAGUUAUGGGUUUUUCGUAAGGAUCAGCCAUUGCUGUUAGGCUAGCAUCCAAAAUUGCAGCUGGAGAAAUUGAUUUAGGAUAUGACUUAAAAUGUUUCAUUUUUGUUUCAGCUUAAGCAAAUCAUAUUCCUGAAACAAAAUAAUUCUUAUGUCGAAUCCCUUCACUUCAUUUAAUAGGGUUUAAUGAUUUCGUUGUAGAUAAAUCACUGGGAUUAGUAGUGCAAUUUCUAAAUCCUUAUGUAAUAUAUCAUAACUAAGGUCAUAAAGUUCCUACCUUGACUUAUGAAUAGGUAAAAGAUCUUAAAAGAUUUUUUGAAAAUCCCCAAAAAGAUUGGUCAAAAACAAUUUAUGUACCUAAAUUAGCGAAAUUGUGA